Messenger RNA from Aspergillus ochraceoroseus IBT 24754, 1740 nucleotides. Its product is annotated as translation initiation factor eIF2B subunit gamma. NCBI's taxonomy places the organism in Eukaryota, Fungi, Ascomycota, Eurotiomycetes, Eurotiales, Aspergillaceae. The record is from RefSeq and is a predicted model, not a curated record. Gene Ontology annotation, cellular component: eukaryotic translation initiation factor 2B complex; guanyl-nucleotide exchange factor complex. Gene Ontology annotation, molecular function: guanyl-nucleotide exchange factor activity; translation initiation factor activity. The transcript is spliced from 2 exons. Bases 1 to 1740 code for a protein of 579 amino acids. Gene Ontology annotation, biological process: cytoplasmic translational initiation.
AUGCCACAAGCAGUUCCUGCGUCGGGGUUCCAGGGCCUGGUGCUCUGUGGACCUGGCAUUUCUCUGUCUACUUUCACGUCCAGUACCGAUGCUUCAAAGGCACUUAUUCCCGUCCUAAAUCGUCCCAUGGUGUGGUAUAGUUUAGAUUGGCUAUAUCGCAUGGGGAUUACAAAUAUUACCCUCAUUACACCUCCUUCCAGCCAAGCUGCUCUUGAAGCUGCCCUAUCACAAAACCCCCACCUUACUUCUCUGCCGUCGCCAUCUCCGUCAGUCAUAGCCCCCACAGGUUUAACCUUGACAACCGGUACCGCAGAACUGCUACGCCUUCCAGAAGUUCAAGCUUGCAUCAAGUCCGAUUUCGUCCUCCUACCUUGCGAUCUUAUUUGCGAUAUCCCUGGAGAAUCCCUCCUCGAAGCAUGGAUGGUAACUCAAAGCGCGUUGGGAGGGUCAACAAUGAGCGGAGGGUGGAAUGCAAAUGGUCCGAAGACUGUUGGCAUGGGCGGUGAGGCGGGGGGUCGUCGCGGUGGUUUGGCAGUGUUCUAUGAAACAAAAGGACGAGAAGAGAGCGUCAAGGGAGAGGUGGCUGACUUCGUGGCCACCGCACCUCUUGACCAAGAUGAAGCACCGGCGGUUUCCCAUCCCGCCGAUGGGCCUGCUUCGCUAAGAUUUGGGCUAUCUAAACUGGUCCUGACUAUGCCAAUGGAUACCCUCAAGGAGAAGAUGGAGGAGGACAAGGGACUUCUCAUUCGCCAUUCGCUAGUGAAAAGGCACGCACGGGUCAAAUUGUUGACUAGCUACAGGGACGCACACAUUUAUAUAUUUCCCUACUGGGUCAAAAUGGCGCUGCUGCUGAACGAGAAAUUCGAGAGCGUCAGCGAAGAUCUUGUGGGUUGGUGGGCCAAAGCAGAAUGGCAAACCGGGCUGGGCGAAAAGCUACGAUUACGAGAAAUCUUCCACCCCGAAAGCAGUAAGGGGGGAGAUAACGGGAGCCAGGAUGGCGAGUCGGUGGAGGAGGAGAUCGAUAUUAAAGCCAUGAGCACGACCAAAGCCGGCACUGGAGAGUCCCGCGAUGUAUCCCUAGUCGACACACCGGGUGAAUUUCAAUUCGCCUCGCGAGUCAAGAGCUUCGGUACGGACUCAGGCCUGGAGUCUCCAAAGAAGGAAAAACUCACCAUUCCGCCGAUACUGGCUUACAUGCAUUCAUCCUUACCUUCUGCACCUUUGAUCCGGCGCGUGGACACAUCAGCCCUCCUACUCUCCGUCUCGCUGCGCCUUGCCAAGCUCGAGUCUAUCGAAGAAGCCGGCCGCGCGGCGUCUCCGUUUGCCCACCAACAGAAGAUCGCGUACCCCGCCGGAGUAGCCCAGCGCUGCACAGUCACCAAGGCCGACUGCGUGCUCGGCGAAAACGUGACCGUGGAAGAGAAGUGUGUCAUUAAAGAGACCGUCAUCGGAGCGAACUGCCACAUUGCCAGCGGCGCCCGACUGACCCGGUGUCUCGUCAUGUCGGGCGCCGUCAUUGGCGAACGGUGCCAAUUGACCGGGUGUAUUGUCGGGCGGCGCAGCAAGAUCGGCCGUGAGAGUGUACUCAAGGACUGCGAGAUUCAGGACGGCAACGUUGUGCCGGACGAGACGGACGCGAAGAACGAGAAAUUCAUGGUCUUUGAGGGAUUGGAUGAAGAUGGCGAGGGCAUGGAUGUGUCUGAAGAUUUCGAUAAUGACGGCGACGACCUGGGAUUCUGA